Eimeria acervulina is the source of this 1037-nucleotide messenger RNA. Its product is annotated as nucleolar protein NOP5, putative. NCBI's taxonomy places the organism in Eukaryota, Apicomplexa, Conoidasida, Eucoccidiorida, Eimeriidae. Gene Ontology annotation, molecular function: snoRNA binding. The annotation marks the transcript as partial. The record is from RefSeq and is a predicted model, not a curated record. Gene Ontology annotation, cellular component: box C/D methylation guide snoRNP complex; small-subunit processome. The transcript is spliced from 6 exons.
AUCGCCAGCAAAUGGCGAUGUCUCUGUCGCAUGCUUUAAACCGAUUUAAACUUCGCUUUAGUCCUGAGAAGUUGGACACCAUGAUUAUUCAGGCUGUCGCGUUGCUUGAGGAGUUAGAUAGAGAAUUAAAUAACUUCUCAAUGCGAUUAAAAGAGUGGUACGGCUGGCACUUCCCCGAGUUGUCGAAGACAGUCGGAGACAGUCUCCUUUAUGCAAAGGUUAUAUGCGCGGAGGUUCGUUUGAGCGCGGAGACAUCGAUGGGCACGGAGAUGACUGAAGAAGAUUUUUUACAUAUCUCUGCUCUAGCAAUGAGAGUUGAAGAGCUAACAGAGUAUAGGACAAAUCUGGCCGAGUAUCUUAAAUUAAGAAUGAGAGCUGUGGCUCCUAAUCUAACGCAUAUGGUCGGGGAGGUGAUAGGUGCGCGUUUGCUUGCACACUGCGGCAGUCUGCUGUCUCUGUCGAAGCAGCCAGCGUCUACAAUACAAAUAUUAGGGGCUGAGAAGGCUUUGUUUAGAGCGCUGAAGACAAAAAGUAAUACACCGAAGUAUGGUAUUAUCUAUCAUGCUGCUAUUGUAGGACAGGCCACACCCAAGCUUAAAGGAAAGAUAUCGCGAGUGCUGGCGGCGAAGUUGUCUCUGUGUGUGCGAGUGGAUGCCUUGACUGAAGCCGCAGAGGCAGCAGCAGCAGCAGCAGCAACAGAUGGAGCAGCAGCAACAGAUGGAGCAGCAGCAGCAGCACUUCAGGGCCCUGCUGAGCCCACAGUUGCUGUUGCAUGCAGACGCUAUGUAGAGAAUCGCUUAGAGCAGCUGGAGCAGCAGCUGGCAGGCAGCGGCCCUCGCCCCGCGUCUAAACCCCAGCUCCAACGCUACACCCCACAUAGAGACCUAAACGGCAGUGCUACGAAGUAUGAUGUCUCUACAGAUGCUGUCGGUACACCGCAGCUGAAGCAAAAGCGUGUGCAGAGUGCAGACAGUGCAGCGGAGACAGCAGAGGAGCCGAAGAAGAAGAAGAAAAUAAAAACAGAGACGCAUGCAUAA